Messenger RNA from Caenorhabditis elegans, 792 nucleotides. It is a transcript of the gene ubh-1, whose product is annotated as Ubiquitin carboxyl-terminal hydrolase. Gene Ontology annotation, molecular function: cysteine-type deubiquitinase activity. The transcript has 7 exons. Gene Ontology annotation, biological process: ubiquitin-dependent protein catabolic process. The coding region runs from base 22 to 672 and encodes 216 amino acids. The record is from RefSeq and is marked reviewed. Lineage: Eukaryota; Metazoa; Nematoda; Chromadorea; Rhabditida; Rhabditidae.
AACCAAAAAAACUGUCUAAAUAUGGCCGCUCCAUGGACUCCGCUCGAAUCGAAUCCAAGUGUCAUCAAUCCGAUGAUCGAAAAAAUGGGAGUGAGUGGCGUGAAGACUGUCGAUGUGUUGUUCUUUGAUGACGAGUCAAUCGGAAAACCUCAGCACGCAGUUAUCCUAUGCUUCCCGGAAUACAAAAAGGUUGACGAGAUUAUGAAGCCGAUCUACGAGCAAGCGAAAGCAGCUGACGAUUCGGUGUUUUUUAUGAAACAGAAAAUCUCGAAUGCUUGUGGAACAUUCGCUCUCUUCCAUUCCCUCGCUAAUCUUGAAGAUCGUAUUAAUCUAGGGGACGGCUCGUUUGCGAAAUGGCUGGCCGAGGCGAAAAAGGUUGGAAUUGAGGAACGUUCGGAUUUUCUAGCUAAUAAUGCUGAGCUAGCUGGAAUCCAUGCUGCCGCAGCAACCGAUGGGCAGACAGCACCUUCAGGAGACGUUGAGCAUCAUUUCAUUUGUUUCGUCGGAAAGAAUGGAAUUCUCUACGAGAUCGAUUCUCGCCGCCCGUUCGCUCGUGAAAUCGGUCCAACUUCUGAUGCAACUCUCGUCAAGGACGCCGGAGCUGCGUGCCAACAUCUCAUUGAGAAACUCGACAACGUCAGCUUCUCGGCAAUUGCAGUUGUCAAUCAAUAAAAUCCAUGCUUUAACACUUUGAUCUUGAUUCUCGCUUUACGCCUGUGAUUUUUGUAUAUUUAAUUUUUUUUUCAAAAUUUUAAUUGCUUUCUCGCAUAUCUAUGAAAAUGUUUCUAAUUU